Molecule: messenger RNA, 1599 nt
Organism: Drosophila hydei
Lineage: Eukaryota; Metazoa; Arthropoda; Insecta; Diptera; Drosophilidae
Gene: Atg4a
Product: cysteine protease ATG4B
Exons: 5
Coding region: 377-1576 (399 amino acids)
Molecular function (GO): protein-phosphatidylethanolamide deconjugating activity
Source: RefSeq, a predicted model, not a curated record
AAUUAACAGAAAAUGCUUAACCGAUGUAGGCAUGCAAACAGCUGCAUGUCAUACCAGCAUAACGCCAACGCGUCGACUGCGCAGCUGACGACGCUGCGAGCACAGUUUUGUUAUCGUUGUAAUCAGAACACACACAAAAAAAAGCUAGCCAAGAAAAACAGUUGCUGCGAAUAUCAGACGGGACAAAAACAAUUAAGCGAUUAGCUUACAAUAAACAAUAACAAUUACACUGCCAGCAACUACAGCAAAAACAAUAGCAUUUGCAGCAGCCCUGGCAACAGCAUUAGCCAAAGCAAAGACAAAGCUGAAAAAACACAACGUCAUUUGGUCAGCGACUGCGGCAGAAGCGGAACGGCGGUCAGGGCGCAGGGCGUGAAUGCUGGUUAGCCUGUACGCACAGUUAAUUCGCGGCAUGGACAGCGUAUUCGAAGCUUACCUCGGCCCGGAUAGCGUCUUGGCUGGCGCCGUGGGCGGCGCAGUUGGCGAGUUGGAUGAUAUACCAAAACGCAAUACAGAUGUUUGGCUACUGGGCAAGCGCUACAACGCCAUACAAGAACUGGAGCCCAUUAGACGUGAUAUCCAAUCUCGCCUGUGGUGCACGUAUCGUCAUGGAUUUGUGCCCCUGGGCGAGGUGCAACUGACCAGCGACAAGGGCUGGGGCUGCAUGUUGCGCUGCGGCCAAAUGGUGCUGGCCCAAGCCUUAAUCGAACUGCAUCUGGGUCGCGAUUGGUUCUGGACGCCCGACUGCCGGGAUGCCACCUACCUGAAAAUCGUCAAUCGAUUCGAGGAUACGCGCAAAAGUUAUUAUUCAAUACAUCAAAUUGCCUUAAUGGGCGAGUCGCAAAACAAAGCUGUGGGCGAGUGGCUCGGACCCAACACAGUUGCCCAAAUACUCAAAAUCCUCGUGCGCUUUGACGACUGGAGCUCGCUGGUCGUGCACGUAGCCAUGGAUAGCACCGUGGUGCUGGAUGAUAUAUACACCUGUUGCCAGAAUUCCAACGAAGCCACCUGGAAGCCAUUGCUACUGAUUGUGCCGCUGCGUCUGGGCAUUACCGAAAUUAAUCCCAUUUAUAUACCCGCCCUGAAGCGCUGCUUGGAGCUGAGCAGCAGCUGCGGCAUGAUUGGCGGCCGGCCCAAUCAGGCGCUCUACUUUCUGGGCUACGUGGACGAUGAGGUGCUAUAUUUGGAUCCGCAUACAACGCAGCGAGCUGGCGCAGUGGCCCAAAAGACCACAACGGCCGAGAAAGAGCUGGACGAGAGCUAUCAUCAAAAGUAUGCGGCACGCUUGAACUUUGGCGCAAUGGAUCCCUCGCUGGCCGUUUGUUUUCUGUGCAAGACGCAUGACAGCUUUGAGCAGCUGCAACAGCAGCUGCGGCAGGACGUGCUCAGGCUGUCCACGCCGGCGCUAUUCGAGAUAAGUCAGUCGCGUGCCGUCGACUGGGAUACGGCGGAUGAUAUUGAAUGGCCGGCCAUGCCGGACAUUGAUUGGCCCGCCAGCAGCGACUCGGAGCCUUUCGCCUUAGUGGGCAACAGCAGCGACGUCGACAGCAAAACCCGAGAGCGAGGCGGCGACUGAGAGAAAGCGAGAGAGAGAGAGAG